Polypterus senegalus (gray bichir) is the source of this 2485-nucleotide messenger RNA. It is a transcript of the gene enc3, whose product is annotated as ectodermal-neural cortex 3. Bases 145 to 1914 code for a protein of 589 amino acids. The transcript has 3 exons. NCBI's taxonomy places the organism in Eukaryota, Metazoa, Chordata, Cladistia, Polypteriformes, Polypteridae. Gene Ontology annotation, molecular function: protein binding. The record is from RefSeq and is a predicted model, not a curated record.
CUGUUUGAUCCACACACGGAGGAGUUGGCUGUGAGAAGUUUCCAGGACGCGUGCGUUCUUUCUGUCGUUUAACUUUUUCAUUUCUUUGCUGUGGAUAGUGAAACGGCGUGUCGGCACUUUUGGGUGAAAGCAGCCCUGCUGACCAUGUCUGUAAGCAAACAUGAGAACAGGAAGUCCCGCUCCAGCUCGGGCUCCAUGAACAUUCAGCUGUUUCACAAGCCCACACAUGCCGACAGCAUGCUGACGCACCUAAACCUGCUGCGUAAACGGCAGCAAUUCACAGAUGUGGUACUGCGGGCAGGGAGCCGCUCCUUCAACUGUCAUCGGGCGGUGCUGGCCUCAUGCAGCCGCUACUUUGAGGCUAUGUUUUGUGGUGGCCUCCGCGAGAGCCAGGAUCCUGAUGUCAACUUUCAUGACACACUUCAUCCUGAAGUUCUGGAGCUCCUCCUGGACUAUGCAUAUUCGUCCCGCAUUGUUUUGAAUGAGGAGAAUGCCGAGUCCCUGCUGGAGGCUGCAGACAUGUUGCAGUUUCACGACAUCAAAGACGCUUCUGCAGACUUCCUGGAGAAGAACCUGCACCCCAGCAACUGCUUGGGAAUGAUGCUCCUUUCUGAUGCUCACCAGUGUCAUAGGCUCUUGGAGCUGUCCUGGAGAAUGUGCCUGGCCAACUUUGCCACUCUGUCUAAGACUGAGGACUUUUUGAGUCUCCCCAAGGACAAGCUACUGGAACUGCUUCUAAGUGAGGAGCUGGAGGUGGAGGAUGAAAGCCUGGUGUAUGAGGCUGCCAUGGACUGGGUGAAGUACGACCUGGACUCUCGGCGCAGCUCUCUCCCUGAUCUCUUGCGUUGUGUGAGGCUGGCCUUGCUCCCUGAGCCAUUCCUUCGGAAGAAUGUGGCAUCGGAGGCACUGGUGGCAGGUCACAAGGUGGGCAGAGAAAUAGUUGAAGAUGCCAUGCAGUGUAAGUUAAAGGUCUUGCAAAAUGACGACCUAGUGACUGGCUUUUGUGCCCGACCCCGCAAAGUCAGUCAGGCCUUAUUGCUGCUUGGAGGGCAGACACUUGUUUGUGACAAAGUGUACACAAUCGACCAAGUGACCAAGGAGAUUGUGCCCAAGACGGAUAUCCCUAGCCCUCGCAAAGAAUGUAGCGUUUGUGCUAUUGGUCGCAGGGUGUAUAUGACUGGAGGGAAGGGCUCUGAGAAUGGUGCAUCCAAAGAUGUGUGGGUAUACGACACCCUCCAUGAUGAGUGGUCCAAAGCAACACCGAUGUUGGUUGCCAGGUUUGGCCAUGGGUCGGCUGAAUUAGACUAUAUGCUGUAUGUAGUAGGUGGCCAUACAGCACUCACUGGCUCCUUCCCUGCCUCUCCUUCUGUGUCUCUCAAGCAAGUUGAACAGUAUGACCCUCAGACUAACAAAUGGUCCCUCAUGGCCCCACUGCGUGAGGGUGUCAGCAAUGCUGCGGUCGUUGGUGCGAAAGGGAAGCUGUUUGUCUUUGGAGGUACCAGCAUUAGCCAUGACCGCCUGCCCAAGGUGCAGUGCUUUGAUCCUGGAGAAAAUAGGUGGACUGUCCCAGCAACUUGUCCCCAGCCCUGGCGCUACACAGCCGCUGCUUCUGUGGGAAGCCAUCUUGUGGUGAUUGGAGGGGAUACUGAAUUUUCAGCCAGCUCUGCUUAUCAUUUCAACAGUGAAAACUUUCAGUGGGUCAAGUUUGGUGAUGUUGUGGCCCGGCGAAUAAGCUGUCAUGCUGUGGCUUCAGGCAACAGACUGUAUGUGGUGGGUGGCUACUUUGGUGCUCAAAGAUGUAAGACUUUGGACUGUUACGAUCCUGUAACAGACUCCUGGAGCAGCGUCACCACUGUCCCUUACUCCCUCAUUCCAACUGCUUUUGUCAGCACGUGGAAGUAUCUGUCAGCAUAGUGUCCUUGGAGAUCCCAGGAAUGUGCAACUGGAAUGUGGCGGUCACACCAGGCUGGGAUUGACUAGAAGUUCCCAGAAGCUCAAAAGUGCCUCUGUGUGUGUGCAUGCCCGCACAAUCACCAAGAGUGGCCAUCCCUUUCAGGCCAGAUGCCCUGGUGUCCUUCCACCCAUUAGUGAACAAUCAGAGUGCAGGACAGAUUUAUCUCGGAAGCACCACAAAGACGGCUCUUGGAAAUGCAGGGCGGUGUUAUUUAAGAGUGCUGUUCAGUCCUCUAGGAGGCACCAGGAGGACACGUCUCAGGAAAUUUGAGCUGUGCCCCAGCCCCCUUGGCAUAUAUUUUAUUUCUUUGCUAAUCUCAGGGUAGUGUGGUGGUGUCCUUCUUUUUGUUUACUUUUUUCGGGUUGUGACUGAAGCUCCCGUGCUUCAGAGACCCACUUUGAUGAAUGUCAUUUUGGAUCAGUAGCCGCUUUCUAAUCUGUGUAUUUGAAAUUUAAAUUGCGUUCAUUGCUGCUGCUGCUGUCACGAAAUGUUGAAUGGAAUUAAAAGCUGAUUGUGGCUCAGGUAAACCAA